This is a messenger RNA of Zychaea mexicana, 2161 nucleotides long. RefSeq lists its product as uncharacterized. The transcript is spliced from 7 exons. The coding region runs from base 92 to 1813 and encodes 573 amino acids. The record is from RefSeq and is a predicted model, not a curated record. NCBI's taxonomy places the organism in Eukaryota, Fungi, Mucoromycota, Mucoromycetes, Mucorales, Lichtheimiaceae.
GACAAAGCUUGCAACCCUUGUUUUCCUUGUUUGCCCUUUUUCUUUCUUUCUUUGUGUUGUCGUUGGAACGUAAUUCGUAUUGACGGCAAUCAUGUUGCAGCAAUCUACCUUGUCCGUUUCUGCUAAUCAGCCAACCACCCAAGCUAGUACUACUGUUGGCCCUGCUAAUAGAAACAGCGAGUCAGACCUGUUGCAACAACGUGCCACCAAUACGAACCGCUCAAGCACUACUACUACUACUACUACUACUACUAAUACUACUGCUAGUGGCAGUCAACAGCAACAGCAACGUCGCUCGAACAACAGAACUCCCACCGCUGAUAAUGUGGUUCGAGCCAUGAGCCCUGAAGGUCGACGCUAUCUCAAGCCUGUCAAUGGUAUCCAGACCAAAGGGUUCGCGCGAUCAGCCCAACGACGAUCGUCCGUGUUGACACUGGGCUCUAUUGAGCGACUGCAGCACUUUUAUGCCAAACGUGAUCUCAAAAUAAACAAGGUGGGCAUUUUGGGAUUUAAUAACAAGCAGGGUGGUGCAGGAACUCGCGGCAAUAACAACAACAGCAACAAUGACACCUUGAAAGAAGACAAAGAAGAACAUGACGAUGCUGAUGACGAUGAUGACGAGGACAUGAUUCUCCCAGAAGAGCGCCAACCACCACCACCUAGCUGGAUGCAACUGGAUGUCGAAACGGACCUUGAUGUGCUAUUGAGCCAAUGCUUCCAAGAUGCUCAGGUGAUGCUUCACAACUGGUGUAUGAUUUCUUCGGAGCAUUCCGACUCGGACACUUGUUCCGACAACGAAGGGGCAGGGUUCCACAUUGCAUCGCUCUUGCAGUCUGUGACACGCGCACUCGACUCAGUCCGCACCUACACGUUCCACAGGAAUGACUUGACUGAACAUGCCAUGAAAAGGUUACGCCAUGCUGGUAUUCAGCUGCUCGGCACGGUCAAGGACCUCGAACUUCGUCAUCAAAGCGGUCAAGUCGGUGAUGAUGAAGGCUUUAUCCCUUAUAAUCAGCUGCAACAAGAACGGGUCGCCAUCCUUCGAUAUCUGGCCUUGGUGGAGGAGUUUGCGUUCAAUCCACCCCAUCACCAUCAUGCUAUCGGUUGCACAGAAGAACCGGUGCAAGUGUUUGAACAUCCUCAAAUUAACGCCUUGUUGGCACCUUAUCGCAGCAACAAUGAUGAUAUCACCAGCAACAGCAGUAGCAGCAACAAGAUGACUCGUGACAGCAAGAGACGAUCCUCGUCAACGACAGAGAUGAACUGGUUGGACCCUGCAUGUUUCGUCAAUGAUGAGAUGGGACGCUACCAUGCACUAUUAAGUGAAUAUAUUCCCGACGAAAGCGCUCUGCUUCCAGACCCACAUAUGGAUGAGGACGACUUUUUGGCUCACUUGGCUGACGGAAAAGUCCUGUGCAAUGUCUACAACAAUAUCGUGAAUCGAUCGCGUCGGCCUUUUGGUUUGAUCAACAAGAUCCACGAUGAUACCAAACGCACCUUCCGGGCAACCGAGAACCUCCGCUUCUUUGCAGCUGCUUGCAAGCUUCGUUUUGACCUUCAUAUCCAUCCCUUUGAUUCUGUCGAGGUGGCACGCAAGACUGAACGGGGCUUUUACAUGCUUAACCUGGCUGUCACUGCCUUUUGCAGCUGCGUGAUUGCUGAGCUGCGUGAGAGUGCCGGCUCGGCAGCCUCCAAGAAGCGUGCUACCUUUUUGUCGCCGCCCACGAGUCCAUCCGUUGUCGAACAUGUUGAAAAUGCUUUCUUCUCCAACAAGAACACCAACAACAGCGGCAAUAAAUACCGUUUCCAUUAACACAUUCGUUUUCAUAUGUUUCCACUCAUCAUCUAGUAUAUAACAUAUCUCCCGCUUGAAUAUAUAUAUAUAUAUAUUAUGCUUUCCCUUUCUUAUUAUCACCACUGGCACCUCCAUCCCCACUCAUUCUACAUAAACCCUUAUACACUUUCAUACACACAAAAAAAUCAGGAAAACUUCUAAAAACCCGCAUCAUUUUCUAUGAAUAUCAUCUUUCUCUUAUCAUUAUCCCCCCUCCCCUUCUUCGUUGAUAUAUCAUCAUCGUAAAGACUAGUUUGAUCUCUUCCUUCAUUAUCAAUAUAUAUAUGGAUAAAAAUAAAAAUCUACAAUGUAAAAAAUGAAAAGAAA